Molecule: messenger RNA, 651 nt
Organism: Zingiber officinale
Lineage: Eukaryota; Viridiplantae; Streptophyta; Magnoliopsida; Zingiberales; Zingiberaceae
Exons: 6
Coding region: 101-478 (125 amino acids)
Source: RefSeq, a predicted model, not a curated record
CUUGGAAUAAAUCUCAAAAGAUUAUGAAUUGUAGAUUUGGUGGCUUUCAAAGGUCUAUAAAAGGAGUGGCUAGCUAUAGCAAAGCAACAAGGGGGGAGACAUGGAAGGAGAGAAAACUUCACUAUCGGCCGGUGCCGGUGCCACCUCCAAGCUUCCUGCGGUGAAGGGGAGUAAAUAUAAUCCGACCUCUGAGAAUCAUAUAAAGAAAGUGGUUUCAGAGAAAGAUGGCAAAUCUCAGGGUUGUGCAAGCCGAAGGCAAGGGAGCAAAGAUGCGAGACCAGCACAGCCGGCUGAACCGAUCGAAUCAGCUUAUUUCGGCUCGUCGGUGAAUUACGGUGCCAGGGAUUUCUACACAAGCUCCCUGAUCAUGAACACUUCUGAGACUCCUAGCACUUAUAGGAAAGAUGGAGGGAAUGAUUUGGGAAGUUCAGACUUUGCCACAAGAGGUGAAUGGUGGCAAGGUUCACUUUACUAUUGAAGGUGAGCAAGUUUAUUCUACCUCAUGUCGAUAGAAGGUUUUAUCAGGGGUGACGGAUGUGACCUAAAGAUUGUUUUCUUUGCUUGUGUUGUUAAGUAAAAUAGGAUGCUUGUGAGCAACAAACUGUAUCAAUUGGUCUGUUAUUUGCAAGAAUCUGUUCCAGUAAUUUUCAU